UUUCAAUGAAACAAAGUUUAUGUGGGGAUUUCCCAAAUUAAUCUCUAAGAAAAAACUGCGAGAUCAAUCAAAUGGAUAUCUCGUUCAUGACACCUUGGUUCUUGGAGCUGAAGUAUUUGUCUGCAAAAGACAACAACGAGUCACUGAGAGUGUAACUCUGCAUAGACCUACAAAAUCGCCACAAAAACGUGAAUGGAAGAUUGAAGGGUUCUCUAAAUUGGGAAAUGAUCCUUGGUUUUCUGAAGAAUUCACCAUAAUAAGUCUCGAUUGGAAGAUGAGGCUAUAUCCAAAUGGAUAUCAGAGUUCAAAAGGUCGUGCAAUGUCAAUGUUUUUGACAUGUGUUAGUGCCAAACAUUUUGAUGCUCAUACAAAAGUGAAGGUACGGUUUAUCGUGAGUGUAAAAGGCGGGUCCAAUUCUGAUGCUCGCUACAACACUGAAAACUUGAAUGAAUGGUUUACAUCUUCGAAUAGGAGUUGGGGACAAUUGGAAUUCAUUGAACAUGAUGAAUUGCAGGGUUUCAUUGUUGACGAUUGCUUCACUCUAGAAGUAAAUAUUUGUGUGCAACUUAUUGUGCUAUAAACUAUGUCGCAAGAUCGAUUUGGUUCAACUACAAGUGAGAAAUUAGGCAACAGCGUACCCCCAAGU
Molecule: messenger RNA, 646 nt
Organism: Erythranthe guttata (spotted monkey flower)
Lineage: Eukaryota; Viridiplantae; Streptophyta; Magnoliopsida; Lamiales; Phrymaceae
Source: RefSeq, a predicted model, not a curated record